Microplitis demolitor is the source of this 1473-nucleotide messenger RNA. Its product is annotated as transmembrane inner ear expressed protein. The transcript is spliced from 4 exons. Bases 565 to 1035 code for a protein of 156 amino acids. The record is from RefSeq and is a predicted model, not a curated record. Lineage: Eukaryota; Metazoa; Arthropoda; Insecta; Hymenoptera; Braconidae.
GCAAGACCUAGACCCUUAAUUAUCGGUCAAUCCCUUUGAUCCUGGAUCAAUUAGCGUAUAGACGUCUUUUUAUAAAUUGUUCAGUAUCAAUUUAGUCAAUUUACUAGCAAAAUUAAUUACUAAUCAGGCCAUUGUUUUGCCGUUAUAUUUUACUGUUUAGUUGUUAAUUAUUAUCAACAAAGUUAAGCUAAGCAAAUAUUACUGUACGUUACCGGCGGUAUACUCGCAUUAUAAAUAAUAUUAAAAUCAAAUAAUAAGUUCAGAGUGCUGGAACUACGUUGUCCACGUAGAUAAUUAUUGAACCGCCAGCGUUUAUAUCAGGACAAUUAUUGUAUUGUAUUUUGCGGGGACGUUUAUUUGGAUUUAUGAAACUUUCAAGUCUGACUAUCUCACCUCAAUUUCUUCACGUUAAUGUUGAAAUGAUGUGCAGUAGUCUAUAUUUAAGAUUCCUUUUAUUGAUUAUUUAAAUAACAACAUACAACAGAAAAUGGAAGUAUAAGUUACAUUUUGACUGACGCAAAAGAUAGACAUUGAUAUUAGUCAAAAAAAAAAGUAGCAUUUAUUAUGGAACUACCUAUAACUGAAGUUUCUCCGCCACUAGUUUCAAUUAUAUCAUGUUAUCCAAAACAAAGAUUAUUAGAUAAUUCAACGGAAAAUAAAAUUGAAUGGUUAGAACAAGAAAUUUAUUCCGGUCUCAAAGUUUGGCAAUUAGUUGGUACCAUUUUAAUAAUAUUGAUGACAAUAAUCAUUGUUUUUUGUUGUUGUGUCAAAUUUCGUGUCCCAAGAACCAAACAAAAUAUUGAAGCCGAUUAUGUUCGCAAAAGAAUUACAAAAAAUUUUGGAAACGAAUUAACAAAAAUUAGUAAUACUGAUAUUGACCGAAUAGAUCUAAAGAAAGCAUUAGCAAAAGUUCAAGCUGAUAUCGAUAGCGAAAUCAACCAGACUCAUAAGGAACAAGCGGAAGAUAAUUGCAACAGUAAAAAAAAGCUAGGAAAUUUUUAUACUAGAUUCCUUACAUUUUCUGGAUUUUACUGAUUUCAUAUUGCUGCGGAAUGGGAAUAUUAACAUAAUACUUAUGCAGCCUAUCCCAAGUUAUUUUCAUGGUUAAUCGACCAUCGUUAUUUCGUGAAAAGUUUGCAUAUACAUACUAGUUAUCUACUGUACAAUGAUUAUAGUUCGACCGUGAAUGUAUGGUCCUUUAUCGGAAAAAUAAAUUCACCAUGAAUUGACGGUUGACAUCUCGAUGACUUCAAUUUUCUUAACUUCAUUUAUAGCCGAAUAAAUACAAUCAACAUCCCGUUUCAAGUUUAUGAUUUGGUAAAGCGUUUAACAGAUCAGACUGUAAAUCGAGUAGGAAUCGGGAUCGAGCCCAAUAGUCACCGUUUUUUUCAAAUAUCUUUUCAUGACAAUUAUUGUAUACAUAUCUGCAUAAAGUUAUACAAAAUUCUGUACAACUAUAUAAAAUUAGAUCAA